Drepanopeziza brunnea f. sp. 'multigermtubi' MB_m1 is the source of this 1410-nucleotide messenger RNA. RefSeq lists its product as uncharacterized. NCBI's taxonomy places the organism in Eukaryota, Fungi, Ascomycota, Leotiomycetes, Helotiales, Drepanopezizaceae. The record is from RefSeq and is a predicted model, not a curated record.
AUGCAGCUUGGACUCAACCGCAGAUAUCUCUCUCUGGGAGGAGCCAGCAUUCUCGCCCUCUGGCUGUGGUCGAGUCUGGCUGGCGAGGGCGAGCUCCCCAAGAACGUCCAGUGGGCGAUUGGCCGACCGGUCUCGACGCCCGACAACGACGUCUAUGACUUCCCGCUCCUGGACUCGUGGCAGCUGCAGGACAUCUGCUCGAGCGUGGAGUGGAAUUCCAGUCUGGUCUUUACGUGCGACGAGAACCGUGGGGGCAUCGGACACGUGCGGAACUCGAUCCUGAACUGUGUGCGGUAUGCUAUUGGCGCCGGGGGGGCGUUGGUGCUGCCGAGUAUUGCGGUGAGGGAGAUGGACGAUAUGGAGCCCGGGCAUUCGCAUGAGGACGGAGGUGGGAAUGGGGAUGGGGAGGGGAGUGAGGAUGGGGAUGAGGCGGAGAUGCAGACGGAUUUCAAGGCUCAGAGGCGAAAUGGGCGGGGUAGGAUGGGGAUGGAUUACAUGUUCGACAAGAACCACUUUGUGGAUUCGUUGAGGAAGUCGUGUCCGGAGCUAUUGCUCAUCAGACACAUGGAGCAGACGACGAGCAAAAGACGACGAAGCCUCUUGCCCGAAAACCUCUUCGAGAAUCUCCCGGCUGGCGGGAUCGAGCGACCCGAGACCUGGUCCGACAAGCUCAAUGUCUGGAUCGACAAGUCCAUGGCCGCCGAACCAGCGGCGGAGCCGAUUAUCAUCGAUCUCGAGCAGUCAUUUCUACACUACCCGACUCACUCGGAUGGCCGCGAGCUGGCACAUCACUUUGGCCACAUCCUCAAGUUCCGGCCUGAUAUCCGUCGCCUGGCAACGAAAAUCCUCAAAGAACUCUCACUGUGGCAUGAGAUGCAGUCCUUCAACCUGUCCGAGCCUAUCAUCAAUCCCUCGUUCAUCGGCGUCCAUCUCGCUACCGAGAAUCCGAUGGGUCCGGAGAAGCGCCACGUAGUCAACGUCAAAUACAGCCACUACAACGCCCAAGCCGCCGCGUACAUCGACCAGGCCACCAGGUCCCGGAUCCCCAUCAUGUACGUCGCGUCGGGCCGAUACCCCGACAUCAUCAAGCUGGCGGCGGAAGCGAAAGAGAGGAAAGUUGCCGUCACGUACAAGGAGGAUCUGCUGCGCGGGAAGUGGAAGGAGGAGCUCGACCGGCUGAAGUGGGAUCAGCGCGCGCUGGUGGACUACCUGGUGCUGCUGAAGGGGCAGGAGUUUGCGGGCAUCGGGCACUCGAGUUUCUCAUGGAACGUAAUGCUGAAGAGGCACGAGAUGGGCGAUGACGGGGUGAGGAAGAUCCUGGUCGCGCCGGGCACAUAUCAGGAUUCGUUUAGCAAGCUCUACGGAGUCAGAGAGAGCUAUGUCGAGUCCGCUGGCUGCAUGUGGCCUUGA